AUGAUCUCGGCACUUGCCCAUCACGGGGAUCUGGAAGAAGCUGGAAAUCUCUUCGAUUUGAUGCCCGAUCCAGACACGGUUUCCUGGAACACAAUGAUCCAAGCAUACACCAACGCUGGAAAAAUUGAUCUCGCUAUAGCAAUGUUUUAUGAGAUGAACAACAGGGAUAUAGUCUCCUGGACUGCCUUGCUAUCAGCAAAUGCCCAAAGAGGAGAUUUGGAGGAGGUAGCGCGGACCUUUGCUGCGAUGCCGGCUUUCACAACCGCUUCUUGGAAUGUGAUGAGCCUCGCUUUCUCGCAGCACGGGCAUCUAGAAAUCGCGCUCGAGCUCUUCGAUCAGAUGCCACAGCACGAUAUCAUCUCCUGGACAGGCCUGAUCCAAUCCCUGGCAAAUGAUCAAGGCCGCCUGGAUGACGCGAGAGAGGCCUUCGGGCGAAUGCCGGAAUGGGACGAUUCUUGCUGGAGUGCGAUCAUCCUGGGAUGCAUCCACAAUGGCGAUCUGGAUGCCGCGAUGGCACUCUUCGAUGUGAUGCCGUCCCAGUCGAGUAGCACCAUCGCUUGCAAUGCAAUGAUCCGGGCAAGGGCACAGCAAGGCGACGUCAAAUCCGCCAAGAACAUCUUUGAUCGAUUGUCGCAGCACAAUCUAUUCUCAUGGAAUUGCCUACUUGCGGGAUUCAUCCAAUGUUGCUGUGAUCCUUGGCCGCUCUUUCAUAAGAUGCCCCAGUGGAACAUCAUCUCGCUCAACACAGUGAUUGGCGUUGGAGUGGAUCACACAUUCUUCGCCCAGAUGCCACAAAGAGAUCUCGUGAGUUGGAACUCAACGAUCCAAGCGUGCAUCGCGAGUGGCAAUGUAGAACUCGCGCAGCACACACUUGACAAGAUGCCACAGUGGGAUAUUCUCCCCUGGAACGCUAUGGUCCAGGCAUAUACCCAGUGUGGAAACGUGUCAGCCGCGGAGGGAAUCUUCCACGCCAUGAGGCAACGCAACGUGGUAUCUUGGACGUCCAUGCUCCAGGCAUAUACCCAGGAUGAUAAUCUCGAGGGUGCAAAGCUCUUGCUACACAGGUUCCCACAGUGGUCCACGGUGCCAUGGAAUCUCUUGAUCCAAGCAUAUUCUCGCGCUGGGGAUAUCCUGGAAUCAAGGAGCUCGUUUGACGAGAUGCUACAGAGGGACGUGAUUUCGUGGUCGGGGCUUGUGGUUGGCUACGGUGCCGCGGCGAAUCUUUCUGAUGCGCUGGAAUCUUUCGAGAGAAUGCCUCAGCACGACCUCUUUGCGUGGAAUUCGAUGCUCCAAGUCCUCCUCGACAAUGGUCAUGUUGAGCGAGGGAUGGAGUUUUUGGAUCGAAUGCCGGAGGUGGAUGUCACUGCGAAGAACGCGGUGAUUGCCGCAACUGGAGAUCUUGAUGCCGCGAGAGAGUUGUUUGGAAGGAUGAUCCACAAGAAUGUCGUAUCCUGGAACACGAUGAUCACUGCGUUUGCACAGCGCGGCGAUUCGAGGAACGCAAGAGCAGUGUUUGAUGAGAUGCCCGAGAGGAAUGUGGUGUCGUGGAAUGCGCUGCUCGCGUCCUCUUGCCCCGAAACCCACCUCGUUUUCAAUCGAAUGCCACAGCACAACUCCAUGAGCUGGAAUAUGUUGAUCCAGUUCCAGGCCGGUGAGGACCCAUCCUCCGCAAAGCUCGUCUUUGGUCAAUGUCCGGGAAGAAGCUCCGCGUCGUGGAAUGCCUUGCUUCGAGCAUAUGCCGCGACUGGGCAUAUCCACUCCGCGAGACAAGCGUUUGAAAGGAUGCCCUCCUGGGACGCGAUCUCCUGGAAUUCCAUGAUUUCGAACGGGCAUAGCAAAGAAGCUCUGUGCUUGUUCCGGGAAAUGGAUCUGGAGGGCGUGAGAGCGGAAGAGAUCACCUUUGCCACCGCAGUGGAUGCAUGCGCAGGGAUUCCAUCGCUACGAGAUGGGGAGACAAUCCAUCGCUGUGCUGCGGACGAGGGCCUCGAUUGCGAUGUCGUGGUGGGAUCAGCCGUGAUAAACAUGUACAGCAAGUGUGGUCGACUGGAUCGAGCGAGGGGCUUCUUCGAAAAGAUGGCGGUGAAGAACACAAUCACUUGGAACACGCUCAUCACAGCCUAUGCCCGGAAUGCUCCCCCACAGCAAACUUUGCAGAUCUUUCAGGAAAUGCAGCAACACGGGAUCAAGGCCGACGAUGUCACAACGGUGUGUGUGUUGCUCGCGUACAGCCAUGGCGGGCUCGUAGCGGAGGGACUGAGCUGCUUUGUGUUUCUGGUGGCGGAGCAUGGCAUCCGGGCGACGAUGGAACACUACAAGUGUGUCACCGAUCUCUUGUGUCGAGCGGGGCGAGAAGAUGAGGCUCGAGAGCUGAUUCGCGGCAUGCCGUUUCACCCGGACUCUCUGGCGUGGAUGAUCUUGGUGGGAUCAUGCAAGAGCUCCUGGGAGGUUGGAGGAGUUGCGGCUCGUGCAUUUGAGCUGGAUCCAAGUGAAGGCUCGCUCUAUGUCUUGCUCUCUAAUCUCUGCAAGAACAGUGUAUCUUAA
Selaginella moellendorffii is the source of this 2541-nucleotide messenger RNA. RefSeq names its product pentatricopeptide repeat-containing protein At4g02750. The transcript is spliced from 2 exons. Gene Ontology annotation, molecular function: protein binding. The record is from RefSeq and is a predicted model, not a curated record. The coding region runs from base 1 to 2541 and encodes 846 amino acids. NCBI's taxonomy places the organism in Eukaryota, Viridiplantae, Streptophyta, Lycopodiopsida, Selaginellales, Selaginellaceae.